AUGGAGAACGUGAUGGUAUGACCACGCCUGCCCAUUCUCACACGUCCGCUUCUGGGGCCUUCGAUCCUCUCUGUCUCCCAUCCAAACCCUGGUUUGUACCUGGGCCAUUGUCUCCACGUCAGCCACGUCGAGAAGAGGUCAGGGGCAGAUGAACUAAGCCAAGUACAGGAUGAAGCAGGCCAAUAAACUUCCUGAAGAAGGGCUUACAAUGAGUCCCAAGCUACAGCACGUCACUGGGCAAGAUUAACCCGCAUGGCAGCUCUGUACGCAGUUACGUUAGUGCACCUUACUGGUUGAAGAUCCUGUUGGAGGUGGGGUCAUGGUUGUCUACUACCUGUAGGGAUUCACCCUUCCAGGCCUCGCUUGUCUGGCAGCCGUUCCCCCUAGACCUCACCAGGUGCGGACUUGCUUCCUGUCUAGACCCACGGAGAGGACCGUCUUCAUUCAUGGUUCAUGUGGUUAGUUAGCCUGUGGGAUCUCUGCUCCCAACCUCAUCGAGCUCUUCUACCUGUUUGUCAAAAUCAGUACAAAGAGUGUGUGGACAGGAAAGGAAGCAGGGACUAGGAAGCCGGAUACACGGUGACACCCGGUGCACCCUGUCCUUGAGAGCAAGGCCAUUGAGAAACAGGGGACCAGAUGAUCCAGAAUGGGUAAUCUUGGAGUUGGAGCUCCAGUGGAGGAACUGGGCCCGUGCAUGACGAAAAGGGUGGCUUCUGAGGACAACACUUGCUAAUAUGGGGGAGGUCCAUAUUUGAUCUGCCAGUUCUGUACACAUUCCUUUUCACCAAAUAUGCGUGUUAUGUUGGAUCUCUUUUUCCGCUCAGCGCGAUAUUUCUGUGUGUGAUGUGUGCCCACUGGUCUUGUGCCAGGCUUAAAACCCAAUGUAUAAAAUGACCUUACUUGUGUGCCUAAAAUUGUUUGAUUCUCCAACAUAUUAACUGCAUUCCGAAAAGUUUUGUCAUCGAAUAGAGGAUCAGUCUUUGCGUGUGCCCAGAUAACAAAUAGAUAAAAAUGUCACUCUGUAUAUGUUGGGGGAUGGGGGGAUUUGAUUAUUGGUUGUUGCCAUUGAUGUAUGCGUUGAUGAAUGUAAUUCCUUAUAGCACAUAUAUUGAUAUAGAUAGAAUAUGAUAUACAGGAAUUAUUCUGGCUGGUAUCAUUGUGUUUGGUUUGAUUCCUCUGUGUUAUAGAACGUGAGUUCUCAGAAGUGCCGCCUCCAUGAUUCUAUUUCAUGAACAACUCUGAGCUCGUGUUAUCAUUCAAUGCAUAGAAAAGCAUUAAUUUAGAUGUGUCAUGUUUAAUCUUUAGUCUUUCUAUUGGUCAAUCAUUAAGCGGCGACCUCAGUCGUCACAAGGGUUUAACUGUUUAAAAUCCCAUUUGCCGUAUGAUGGACUGGGACUGUGCUGUGAACAUUGCUGAUGGGUGACUCAAAUCCUUAACACCCGCCCUAAAUCUCACGGUUUUCCAACUUAUGUUCAAAUUAGUUGGCCGCAGUCUCAAUAGUGGGUCAGGACAAGGUACGAGGCAACAUUUCUUCUCAUUCUCUACAAUUUAUUUUUAAAUGUAAUGAAACUGGAAACAGAACAGCAAGUUAUUGUAAUAGUUUGAUAUAAGGAUUCCACGCAAAUAUUGUCUUUGGAGUUUACCGAUUACCAGGCAAUAACAUAAAAUGUUUAAAUAUAAGAUAGAAAGUUUAUGACAUAAUUUUUCAGAAUCAUUCGUUUACAUUUAAAAACUAUAUAUUAGCUAUCAUGAUAAAAUGUCAAUCAGUGUUUCUCUACCAUUGGACCAACUGCUGACAUUUGAUGUAUUUUGGUGUUAAUAGUUUUGGAUACACACGGGUUACAUGAUAAUGUUUGUAAACAAUAAUUUUCGUAGUAAAGGUAAAAUUAAAGGCAUUGAGGGAUAUCAGUGUCAGGGCACUGGCUUGAGGCUAUAGGGUGCGUUUCCAAUAGUCCGAUUAAUGAUUUUAAGGCUGAAAACGGAGUGAAAAACAUUGAAAACCUGAACUAAUGGAUAAGAUGGCCGUUGGUGUACCCAGCCCUUCGUUCCCAUUUGGCCCUCAGAUCAUAGACACUAACUUGUUCAUGUCUUCUUCUUACUUAGAAAGCCAUUGAACAUUCAGCAAAACAGGGGAGACUGGGGUUUCUUUCAAAGUUUAUGGACAAGGUGCACAGUCUCACUCACAGUCAUCGGAAAGAUAUGGAUGAGUGUCAUGUCCUGUGUCAGAAUCAUGGUCUUGGCGGGUUUUUGGUAUUUUGUGUGCCGGGGCGGGAGAAAGGUGGGGCGAUGAACAAGCUGGUUUCAUAUGCAUACGCCAACAAACCUGGUGUGAGAAGUGGCUUACGACCAUAUCUGCCCAUCUCACACAUACGUUCUGGGUAAUGCCGAUCAUCUUGUCUCCACUACAACUUUCAUACUGGGCCAUGCCAUGCAUGUCAUUCAGCAGGAGACCAAAUGAGAGCCAUACUGCAGAGCCAAGUUGAACAAAUGGCAAGGGAAGAACCCCAAAUACAGCAAUGGAAGAAGGGAGAUCAAAAUAAGGGGAAUUUGCUGGGUAGUUACAUGACCCCGCUGUUCUUCUUUAAAAGAUCAUAAUAGAGAUCGCUUUCAUCGUGGGCCAGUUACGACCUGUAUGGGUUGAUUUGUCAGGUCACCCAUGUUCCCUGUCCAGAUCUCCCGGCCCCUCACUGUCGAAUGCUAAUGUCCCCGUCCUACAGAGUGAAGACCAUCUCAUCAUCUUCAUGCUGGUGUGGCCUGUGCGUUCUCGGGCAUGAAUGGGAUUUGAGGUGUUCUAUCUGCCUUUGUAGAAGAUCUAAGUGUGGUUGCUCAAAGGCCGCAAUAUCACACUACCUCAAACUGCGAACCCAGCCACCCUCCCACACCUGCUUGGUCGGUCGGGGAUAUGAGAUGGACACCCUGAGACAGAACAAGAUGAAUCUGGAGUUUGAGAUGCAGAGUUUAGGUGGGUACUGGAUGCUACGUGAGAAAAAGUUGCUGUGGGUGACCACCAAUAAAAACGCUUUGAAGUUAAUUUGACGUUAAUGUAUCUUAAUCUUUUGUCUGGUGAAAACUGAAUGAAUACACUCCGUCGUUUUGUUUCUUAUGUUUUUUGAUUAAUAAGAAAUAAUAUGCCAUUAGCAGCCGUUUUAUCCAAAGCGCCUUACAGUCAUGCGUUUGAUACAUUUUUUUGUGUGUAGGGGUGGUCCAGGGAUCGAACCCACUACCUUAGCGGACAAGCGCCGUGCUCUACCAGCUGAGCUACAGAGAGGACCAUUGAUUGAGGCGCAGUGCACUAGUAGUUGUGUUUGAAGUUUAACAUGUUCCUUUAGUUGUGAAACUAACCGCUGGGUCUUAAUGGAGUGUUUAAACUGACAGGAUGAUGCUGACAGUAAUAUAUUUUCUAUAUAUGAUUACAUAAAAGGUGCAAGAUACACAAGUGUAUCGUUAAAAAAAAUAAUAAACCUUUAAAUUGUGUCAAAUUAAUAGGUUUUUUUGUAUCAAGUGCUGAAUGAAAAUGAGAACAUGAAAACCCAUUCAAUUAAAAUCACUGAAAACCUAACAGAAUAUAACACACAUGAGGAAAUAGUGAUUAUCUUAGGACACCAUUUUGGGAAUAUGGCUAUAAAAUUAAUUAACAUCAUGAACAUAAGACAUCAGAUCUCCCAAACCCUCAAAAUAAAGGAGCUUGUAAAAUAAAAUCAUUUUUGACCAGAACGUUGCAAACUACAAUCCAGACAAGUUUCUAGGAUGAGAGUAUGGCAAAUAUGCGUAUGGAAGUGUCAUUUGCAAAUAAGGGCGCACGUCCUCCAACCCUCACAAUGAAGAGGCUUAUAGGUAUAAUUAACACAAAAAAUACCUUCUUGUUUGCCAGAACUGGUUAACUACAGUACAAACCCAGGCACAUAUUUGAGGAAAGUAGAUUGUAGAAAAAUAUCCCCCCAAAAAUUUUGAUUAAGAUUUCAUUACCUUCAUAUACCUGUUGCCUACCUGGACCACCCACCACUUUGCUAUAUAAAUCAUUUUAGCACAGGCAUGGCCUAGAUUACAAUGCUAUUUCAUGGUGAUUACUGGUUAAUUGACAUAGUACUGAUACAUAAUUAACUUUAUCAUUGUGUUGCCCAGAUUAACCGUUACAAAUCACCCCAAGGUCACCCAAAUUAUAAACAGCAGAUUUCUCAAUCAGGAGGUCCUGCACAACGUGAGCACCUCGUACGACAAGCAAAAUGUGCACUUCAGGUAGACGGUUGGUAGGCUACUACGUAGCACUUUGAUCCUUGUUCUCUACAGCUGUGCUGUUGUGUUCUGUUCAGAAACGGUAUGGUUUAAAAGGUUAAAGACUUAUCUUUCUACUAUUUGUUACAUUGUCUAUAAUUUAUGAAUUCAUGGUAUUGUUUUCACCCAACAUGAAUAGACAUAGAAUGAAAAAAUCUAAUAUCCAAACACCAAAACGGAUUUAUGAUAAGCUUGACCAUUCUAAGCGGACAACCUAGUGAUUUAUUAUUAUCUGAAAACACGUGUAAAUCGUGUUAUUAGAAUAUUGAUUUUUGGUCUUUGGGACAUUUUACUUGAUAGGCCUGCGUGAUGCUGUGUCCAUUACUUGAGACAAGUAAAUUAAUUGAUUGCAGACUAAAACACACAGACCACAUAUACUGGUACACUGACCUCAUGAGAGGGCCCGGUGCGGAUUACAGCAUGGAAAAAAUAUCCAAUCACUCACUUUCCCAAAUAUUUUUUGGGCAUAUCAAAAACAAUUAUUAAUAUAAUUUGUAAUAAAAUGUAAUCAAAAUCGAAAAUAGAAUACCAUACUGUAUUAUAAAGAAGUGAUACACAUGAUGGGUACAAAACAAUUAGGGAAUACCUGCUCUUUGCCAUGAUCUUAUGAUAAUCACUUGUUAAAUCCCUUAAAUCAGGUAGAUGAAGGGAGGGAGACAGGUAAUGAAGGAUUUUAAGCUUGAGACAAUGAGGACAUGGAUGGUGUAUGUGGACAUUCAGAGAGUUAAUGGCAAAAUAAAAUAUUUAAGUGUCUUUGUAAUGGGGUAUGGUAGUAGGAUGCCAGGCACAACCAGUUGAGUGCGUUCAGAACGCAACGCUGCUGGGAUUUUCACACUCAACAGUUUCCCUUGUGUAAUCAAGAAUGGUCACCACCCAAAGGACAUCCAGAACAACUGACCACAACUGUGGGAAGCAUUGGAGUCAACAUGGGCCCCAGAAUCCUGUGGAACGCUUUCACACCUUGAGAGUCCAUGCCCGACGGAACGAAUAUGAGGCUGUCUAAGGCGAAAUGGGGUUGGUGCAACUCAAUAUUAGGAAGGUCCUAAUGUUUGUACAGUCAGUGGUAUUUUGCUACAAAAAUACUGAAUUCCAUGUUAGAUGAUGAAUAUGACACAUUAGAUUUGACUAAGAAAAAAAUUCAUCUGGUUGAUACAGACAGCAUGGAGAUAUCUCUUCUGUUAUUGCGAUUAUGUUUUAUAGCUCCUGGGCUUUGGAAAUAGCCUUACUAUCCCAUACACCGCUUGUGUUAUAUCUCCAUACCCACAGACUGUCUCUGUUGAUCUAUUACGUGUGUGAUUUCUCUGUAGCUGUUUGAUAUUUGUCAUUUAAUCUUAUCAUAGAUUCUUCAUCAUGCUACCCAGAAUGUUGCAAAAUUCUGAUAACUCAACUUAACUUUGUUUCCCCUAACAUCAGCAUCACAUUCACCGUUCCUAGUUUGUAUUUCUUUCCAACCAGAACAAUCUGCACAAACAUGGGAGAGUGGGGUUUCUGUCUCCUGCUGGGCAAGGUUGCAGUCACACUCACACGGCGUCGGUUACGUUUGGAAUGACUGUUGUUUAGCUUCAGGAUCAUGUCCUGGGGGCCGGGGCGAGAAGGUGUGGAGCGGAAUGAGCAGUCUAAUAUGA
Coregonus sp. 'balchen' is the source of this 5897-nucleotide messenger RNA. NCBI's taxonomy places the organism in Eukaryota, Metazoa, Chordata, Actinopteri, Salmoniformes, Salmonidae. The record is from the annotation of a GenBank genome assembly.